This is a messenger RNA of Anopheles cruzii, 369 nucleotides long. RefSeq lists its product as uncharacterized. Bases 1 to 369 code for a protein of 122 amino acids. Lineage: Eukaryota; Metazoa; Arthropoda; Insecta; Diptera; Culicidae. The record is from RefSeq and is a predicted model, not a curated record. The transcript is spliced from 2 exons.
AUGGCUCGAGCAUUGCGUUACGCGCUGAUCGGCGCCAUGGCGUUGGCCGUGGCCAACGUCGGGGCCAACUUCAAUGGCGUGCAGACAUCGAAACAAGCGUACUUUUUUGGGGUGAAGCAACCGACCGACAUCUUGUGCCACUCGCAGACACUGCUGAAGGGCUCCAGUCUGCCAAUCGACGUCUCCUACACUAAUCCGCCCUUGAACAUCGACUUCAUCACGGUGGCCGCGGACAGGCUCUCGCAGUACGGCUACACGGCGGCCAUUAGCUCCGGGACCGUCGGAUCGACCGCUGCUGUGACGGUGAAAAUCACCGGAAAAAACGUUCUACCCUACGCCAUCCAAGUAAAGUUCUACUGUGUACCCUAA